This is a messenger RNA of Caretta caretta (loggerhead turtle), 803 nucleotides long. Its product is annotated as exendin-3-like. NCBI's taxonomy places the organism in Eukaryota, Metazoa, Chordata, Testudines, Cheloniidae. Gene Ontology annotation, molecular function: glucagon receptor binding; hormone activity. Gene Ontology annotation, cellular component: extracellular region. Gene Ontology annotation, biological process: negative regulation of apoptotic process; positive regulation of insulin secretion involved in cellular response to glucose stimulus; adenylate cyclase-modulating G protein-coupled receptor signaling pathway. The record is from RefSeq and is a predicted model, not a curated record.
AAUGAUUCAUAACGACCCAUGGAACUAAAAACCAGAGUACCGGUGACCCACCUGUCAUCUUUUAGCAUCCUGCUAACAAGCUUAAAAGCACUGGUGAGGAGCAGAGUUUAGCCACAACCGGUUUGCACAAGGAAAACAAGAUUCUGAUUUUAGGAGAACAUUGGUUCUUGUGCAAGAAGGCCAAAUGAAAAGCCUACAGUGGCUCUACCUAUAUGGACUAGUAAUCGCGGUGUUGAUCCCAGCCAGCUGGCAGAUUGUCCUCAAAGAUUUGUCCGAUGAGUCUAGAUGGCAAUCUUUCGAAUCGAAAAGCGCUCGGAGUUUUACUUCCAACAUCAAGAGGCAUUCCGAAGGCACCUUCACCAGUGAUUUUACCAGAUAUUUGGACAAGAUGAAGGCCAAGGACUUUGUGCACUGGCUUAUCAACACGAAACGUUACAGCUCUACAAAGAGGUACAUAAAAGGAGACCACAACGUUAUCUCCUUCCCUUCUGACCACUCACUAUUUAGGUCCAAUUAGCCACCAGACCAAGAAAUCAGCUUUGUGGAAGGAUCUUCCCACAGCUGUCUAGUGGAUCUAGUCACAUCUGACAACGAUCAAAGGAUUCUUCAAUGAAACUGAAUUGUACUAAGUGUUCAUGGCUCCCCGGGUAUUGUCAUGACAAGGUAUAGUGAAAUAUCCAACAUCUGUGAUGAAAUGAUGUCAGCACGCCGAUUUGUUUCGACCCUUUACACUACUGUUUUAGUGUUGUCUGUAGGCUGCUUCUCUGGCACCAGAGUUUCUGCACGUUCUCGUAAAUGACAAU